UCGAGUCUUCUCCAAUCUAUUUUGAACAUAAAUAACGUGUGUUUAUCUAGCAUACAUCAGUUACACCUUCGUCCAUAUAAGAUGAACAGGUGCACGUAGAUAAUCGAUUGGUGAGCGAUUAAUCCAAUCGGAACAGAAUGCCGAAGCCAGUUCCGGUGGAGAACCUGGUGAUACCACCGCAGGAUGGCCGCAUCUGCGGCACGAUCUGCAUCUGUCAGAUGACGAUGGUGCUGUCCUCGGUCGCGUUGGUGUAUCUGACGGUCGCGAUCUACAUGCCCAGUGGACGGGCGUUCCAAUCGGGCAUCAGCGAAGUGCCCGUGAUGUGCACAACAAUUCGAGCGGUGAACGCUGACAAUUGCGAGUGGGGUAGUUGUGGCGAAUGGUGUUUGUCCAAGACCUCCGGGCCCUGCGUGCAGAUCCAUGUGAAUCUCCGCAGGAACGGAUCCACGAUUUUGUUAGCGAACUGUACGAACACGACGAAUAAGACUUGCUACGGUAUCGAUCAGGAGAACGCGAAGAAAUCAAAGUGCAUCGCGGACGAGUGUCGCAAUCUGACCGGGACAUUCAACUGUUCCGCGGGCACCUGCAUCAACAUCACCGACGCCUUCGAGUGCAUGUUCCACGACACGGAUCCGCCCCUUAAGUGUUCAGGUCGUCGUGGCAAGAUCACUUGUAUCGACAUAGACGGCCUAUUUAAUUGUAAUCGCGGUACCUGCGAGCGUAUACGCACCCCCUACAAUUGCGAUCGCAGGUGCGUCGAUAUCCCAACCAGGAAUAAGAAUAUGAUCCUUCUCAGCGGCGACAAGGUGUACUUGAGCCAGUGCGAACGAGCUAUCGACGUGGCAACUAAUCGCGAGAUAUGGCACGAAGAUCGUGGCGACGUCAUGAUGGCCUCCUGCUAUGGGAUCUUUAAUUCCACGUUGGGUGUGGAAGCGGUGGACUGCAUCAACGGUUCCGUGCUGGAGAAAGAUCUGCUAAGCGAUCUAACGAACUUCACUUACUUGUCCUACUUAAAUAUAUUCGCCACGAAACCCCUGGACAACGAUAAGUCAGUCGCACCGCCGGAGCAGAGCCUGAUCAUCGCCAACGAGAGUAAAUUGUUGAUCAACCUCGAGGGAUGUGUGAACACGCUUCGGGAUGAGUGCAAAGAAUUCCUUCACGAAUACGGGAAGGAUGGGUCCGAUCAUAACGCGCGUGCUAGAUUCCCGUGUUACUACGCCGAGGAUAACACGGGCGUUGUCGUGUCACGAUUCGAUCUACACACAACCUAUAGAGAGUUCUUGAUCGCGUUAUUGCUGCCGAGUAUUUUGUUUGUCGUCAGCUGUCUGACUCUGAUCUUCUGUCAGAGAACAGUCGUCGUCGGGGACGACGCUAAAAUGAGGUUCAAGGGCACGCCCGGCACGCUGGUCUCGAUAGAGAGAAGCGCGUCGGGCAACUUAGGGGAUGCUGGCGGAGGAGACUCCGUCAUGGCGCUCUGAGAUCCGUCACGCAUUCCCCUCCUGGAGGAGAGUCCGGCUCGUCAGUCGAUAUUCUCCCUGCGCGGGCAUUACUGAGGUGUGGGGAGGGGGGGAACGCGUGAUAAAAAAUUCUCAUCUUGCAAUUUAAUAAAACAAAAAACGCAACACGUACACAUUCCUGCAAAAGUACCAAGAAAACGAAGCGAAAAAGAGUGAUCAGACAACAAAGAGAUCAGGAAGAAUUUAUCUACUCGCACUGCCUGCACUAAAUAUUUGAAAGACCGCACGCAUGCUUAUGUGACACGAACAGAUGUUGUCACGAUAUCGAACGUAUAAUUCCGCACGAUUCUCUCGUUCAGAAAAGAAAUAACGGUUCAAGAAAGAAGAUUUACUCGAUUUUGGCGUUUUUCACACGUGACAUUCGUAGCUUUUAAGAGGUUCCCCUUUUCUGAUUGAUUUGCCGCGACCAAUAGUUCAAGUUUAACAGUCAAGAGGCGCGCCUUGCUGAUGGAUGAUCGACACGAGACGAGCUCUCGAUAGCCUUGCUUAUCUUAACUACAACUCAUCAUAAUCACCACAAGUGCGAACGACAAC
Molecule: messenger RNA, 2051 nt
Organism: Acromyrmex echinatior (Panamanian leafcutter ant)
Lineage: Eukaryota; Metazoa; Arthropoda; Insecta; Hymenoptera; Formicidae
Gene: Teh3
Product: tipE homolog 3 phospholipid transfer protein
Biological process (GO): regulation of sodium ion transport
Cellular component (GO): plasma membrane
Molecular function (GO): sodium channel regulator activity
Source: RefSeq, a predicted model, not a curated record